AUCAACAAACGGCGCAAACGUCAUUUCCGAUAAUUACAACUAGGAAGUGACGACUAAUGAGCUGUUUUGUAUUUUCAAACAUUUAGCUACAAACGUGGGUUUGUACAGUGUUUUCAUGUAGUUUCACUGCAGAUAUGCCACGGUACUGCGCUGUGAAAACUUGCAGAAACCGCGGGGGAGCUGUAUCAAGGCAAGACAACAAGAGAAUUAGCUUCUACCCGUUUCCUUUGUAUGACAAGCCCAGGCUUCAGAAAUGGGUGGACAACAUGAAACGGGAGGAAUGGACCCCAAGUCGGCAUCAGUACCUUUGCAGCGAGCACUUCACAGAGGACUGCUUCGAUAUUCGUUGGGGCAUCCGCUACCUCAAGAACACGGCUAUCCCGACCAUUUUUCCUUCAGCUGAAGAUGAUGGUGAGAAGAAAGUGGCCACCAUUAAAAGGGCCCCCAAAGCCAAACCCAGAACUGUGGAUAUGGAUGCUGAGCCCACAGGAUUUGACUCUUCCCUUCUCACUAAGAGGCCUCUCAUUUUGAGCAGAACAUUCAAAAAGAUUCAGUCAAGUACAACAGACGACACUGUUACUGAACAUACAGAGAUGGUUUUUGAUCUACCUCUGGUAUUGGGCUCUGGCAGCUCCUGUCAUGCAAAUCCCUCAGAGAUGCAGACUGCUGCUUGUGAGGUAUCAGGUGACAGUGGCAUGCCAGUGGCAUCCUUCUUGGCACUAUUCCCGUACAGAGAGUCUCAUUCUGAAGUCCAGACCGACUCAACUGUGACUGUGUUGUGUUGUGAAUCAUUAGACCCUUUCUCUGAUGUAGAGACAAGUGUGGAUGCAGCUGUCCCCCAAGCAGCACUAGGCGAGGCUUAUAGCUUUGUUCCUGUGGAAAUUGUCAAAGAUGGACCCACGGGCUGCUUUGUGGAGGAGAGGGGACCCAGUGAGGGAGAGCACAUUUUUGCUUAUGAGCACUCAUACUGCCGGCCAGACACAGACAAAGAGCAGUUGUGGAGUAAGAUCUUAAGUUUGCAUGCAAAGAUCAUGGAGCUGGAUCACAGGGAGGAGAGCACCGUGGCUAAAAUCCAUGCACUGGAGACUGAGAUAGCUCACCUGAAGAAAGAUGGGGCGGUUUUUAAAGAGAAGCAGAAAGUUUUAGAAGAAUAUAUUUCAUCCAUAUUGCUCUGAUUUUGAAAUGAGAUUGCGGAUGUGCAUGUAUUAUAAAUUACCAUUGAAUCACUUUUGCAGGUAUGUUGCACAUGCUGCUAUACAUACUGUACAUAAGCACUAAUUGUGCCUGAUUUUACACAACUCAAUUGAUGUUUAUUCUGCAACAUUGCUCAGUUGUAGAUCUGAUAAUUUUAUGUCCACAUGGUGGUACUGUACAGCCAUCUUUAUUGAAAGUGUCUCAGAUGCUGGAGCAUUCCUUUUCAGUGGCUUAUUGCUAUGCAUACAUACUGUAUCUCUAGUUGCUAUUGCUAUGCUAUGCACAUGUCAACAUUUUGUUAUAUGAUGUGAUCAAUAUCAUAUCCUAACUUAAUAAUGAUUCUUUUGCUGUUUUUAUUAUGCAGUGCCAUCAGCCUGUUGUCAUUCAUCAUCUACCCUGUGUUUGACUGUUGUCUUCAUAUAAAAACAUUACGCAGGCUACUAUAUGGUAUGUGUCAGCUUAUUUGCAGCUGCAGACCUUUUGCCUAAAAUGCAUGAUGGUUGUAUUUAUCUGAGCACUAAAACAUAGAUGGCUUUUAACUUUUUUAUAAAAUAGAUACAACAAAAUUGGGUGUUUUUUGUGUG
Monopterus albus (swamp eel) is the source of this 1778-nucleotide messenger RNA. Its product is annotated as THAP domain-containing protein 5. The transcript has 3 exons. Gene Ontology annotation, cellular component: nucleus. NCBI's taxonomy places the organism in Eukaryota, Metazoa, Chordata, Actinopteri, Synbranchiformes, Synbranchidae. The record is from RefSeq and is a predicted model, not a curated record. Bases 135 to 1175 code for a protein of 346 amino acids.